Messenger RNA from Anopheles coustani, 2063 nucleotides. It is a transcript of the gene AspRS-m, whose product is annotated as aspartate--tRNA ligase, mitochondrial. Bases 137 to 2014 code for a protein of 625 amino acids. The transcript has 4 exons. Gene Ontology annotation, molecular function: ATP binding; nucleic acid binding; aspartate-tRNA ligase activity. NCBI's taxonomy places the organism in Eukaryota, Metazoa, Arthropoda, Insecta, Diptera, Culicidae. Gene Ontology annotation, cellular component: mitochondrion; cytoplasm. Gene Ontology annotation, biological process: aspartyl-tRNA aminoacylation. The record is from RefSeq and is a predicted model, not a curated record.
UAGUGCGAAAACUGUCUUCAAUGUAGCAGUUCGAUCUACAUUUUGCAAUGGUGCUACAUCCCAGUCGGGACGGGUUGCAUGUGAUAAGAUAUCGUGCCACCGGUAUUGGUCCCUAAGAACGCAACAAACCAUCCGCAUGCUGCAUGUCUCCACAUGCUCAAAUCAACUCGGAAAACAAAAAACAUGCUCCGAACUAAACGUAUCGGAUGGAAAUGGCACACCGGCAGUUAAUCAAUUCACGAACCGAUCACACAACUGUGGUGAGCUGCGAACGGAACACGUUGGCCAACAGGUGGUCCUAUGUGGGUGGCUGGAGUUUUCGAGGAUGAACAAGUUCUUCACUCUACGCGAUGGAUAUGGAAUCGUGCAGGCACUUAUCCCCGAGGAGCUAUGCCAACAGGUAACCCUGGAAGGGAUGGCAUUUGAGUCGAUUUUGCGCGUAACUGGCACCGUUCAACAGCGUCCCGAGGGCCAGACAAACCAGAAUUUACCGACCGGAGCGAUAGAAGUGCACGUCAGUGGAUUGGAGGUGUUGAACGAGGCCAAAAAGCGACUGCCAAUCAACGUGAAAGAUCACAAUCGGGCGAAGGAAAACCUGCGUCUCGAGCAUCGAUAUAUUGAUCUGAGGAAUCGGCACAUGCAGCAUAACUUGCGGCUACGAUCGCAGGUGAUCAUGAAGAUGAGGGAAUGUAUGAUCAACGAUUAUGGUUUCGUGGAGGUGGAAACACCAACCCUUUUCCGGCGAACACCUGGCGGUGCGCAAGAAUUUGUUGUACCAUCGCGGAAACCGGGCCACUUUUACUCGCUCGUCCAAAGCCCUCAACAGUUCAAGCAAAUGCUCAUGGUCGGCGCCAUCGAUCGCUACUUCCAGAUUGCCCGAUGCUACCGGGACGAAUCGACACGCCCCGAUCGGCAGCCGGAAUUUACCCAGCUCGACAUUGAGCUUUCGUUCACCGAUCGUGAGAAGGUGAUCGCGUUGAUAGAAAACGUGUUGGGCAAAUCGUGGCCCUACCGGGAGGAUCAACCGAUCCAACAUCCUUUCCCACGCAUGACGUUGAGUGAAGCUAUGGAACGGUUUGGAAGCGAUAAACCGGACACACGGUUUGGGUAUGAGUUGACGAACGUAACAAAGCUGAUCGAGAAGCGGCUCGUCCCCGAUGGUGUGAAGGAAAAGGAUUUCCGAUCGUAUGCUGUCGUCGUGAGGGCAGAGGAAGCUCGUAAGCUUCCCACGGGGUUGAAGAAAUCAUUGGAAGAAAUUGCGAAAAAGAGCAAUUUUUGUAAGUUUACCAUGAGUAAAAUCACUCCCGAUUGGUCCACCGGUUCCAUCGUUCGUCUGCUCGGGAAUCAGGGAACGGUUUCAUUCAGUGAACAACUGUUCCUUAAACCAGAUGAUCUGCUUCUGCUCGGCUGGGGCAAGGAAACGUACGUGCAAAACAUGAUGGGGAGACUACGACUGGCCGCCUACGAAGCCCUCGAGGAGUCCGGUGCCGUACCGAAGCGCCUAUCGCACGCGCACAACUUCCUCUGGGUAAUAGAUUUCCCGAUGUUCAGCGAAAACGAAGAAACGGGCCAGAUCGAGAGCACCCACCAUCCAUUCACUGCCCCACACCCGGAAGAUGCAGACCGCUUGCGGGCGAUCGGCGACCCACACCCGGAGGACAUCUUCAGCAUCCGCUCGCUCGCCUACGAUCUCGUGUGGAACGGGGUCGAAAUUGGUGGGGGAUCCAUUCGCAUCCACAACAGCCAGCUGCAGCGGACGGUCCUAAAGGAUGUGCUGAAAAUUGAACACUCCCAUCUGCACCACCUGCUGGACGCGCUGGAAAGUGGAUGCCCACCGCACGGAGGGUUCGCGAUCGGGCUCGAUCGGUAUGUGGCACUGCUCUGUAAUGCCGCCUCCAUUCGGGAGGUGAUUGCGUUCCCGAAGAGUCUCGACGGUAAGGAUCCACUGUCGAAGGCGCCGGUACCGAUCAGCGAGGAAGAGAAACGGAUCUAUCACAUAAAAGUGGUAGAGUAGAAUGGAAACCGCUAGGUAAAUAUAAUCGCUUGUAAUAUAAACCCCACUG